CUGAUUUAUGUUUUUCUGCUUUAGGCCAGAGCUAUGAUAGCAGUUGGACUUGGUGUUGCAACUGUUGCAUUUGCAGGGCGUUAUGCAUUCCACCUCUGGAAACCAUUGGAGCAAACAAUCACAGAGACAGCAAAGAGGAUUUCAACUUCUAGUCUUUCAUCAUACUAUAAAGGAGGAUUUGAACAGAAAAUGAGUAGGCGGGAAGCUGGUCUUAUUUUAGGUGUAAGUCCGUCUGCUGGCAAGGCCAAAAUCAGAACAGCCCAUAGGAAAAUCAUGAUUUUGAAUCAUCCUGAUAAAGGUGGAUCACCUUAUUUAGCAACAAAAAUAAAUGAAGCAAAAGACUUGUUGGAAUCCAGUGCCAAAAAUUGA
This is a messenger RNA of Tinamus guttatus (white-throated tinamou), 369 nucleotides long. The record is from RefSeq and is a predicted model, not a curated record. NCBI's taxonomy places the organism in Eukaryota, Metazoa, Chordata, Aves, Tinamiformes, Tinamidae.